CAGUUAGAGUUUGUAGCUCGGUUUAUAGUUUUCACAGGGUCUUUCUAUACAGAAAAUAUAUUGAGGGUUUUUGUCUUCGAGGUCAUUUUUGCGCCACUGAUUAGAUCGAGUUCUAAUUGGAUCUUAAGGCAACUGAAAAAUGUUGCAGUUUGUCUUUUUGAUUUUACUCUUUUCUACUUGCGUUCAAUUCACUGAGUCUUGCACUAAUGGCUCAGUUAGACUGGCGAAUCCCAGUCUUUCAUAUGGAGCAGUUGAGGUUUGCUCUAAUGGAUCCUGGGGAAGUAUAUGCAGUGACUUUUGGGAUAAUAAUGAUGCCAGUGUGGUAUGCCAGCAGCUAGGAUAUUCUCCUUAUGGUGCUAUAGGAUCUGUGGUAUCAUAUUUCAAUUCUAGUGCACAAUCACAUUCUAUCAUUGACUUGAACUGUACAGGAAAUGAAGCCACUAUACUGUCCUGUCCACAUAAUGGUCUGGCUGGCUAUGCUUGCUCCAUAAACAGAGAUGCUAAUGUCUUUUGUCAGAAUAUUGGUACACUUAAAGCAGACUGUACAGAAGGUGAAGUGAGACUGGUUAAUGGUAACACACAGUAUGAAGGACGUGUAGAAAUAUGCAUCAAUAGAGUAUGGGGAACUGUAUGUAGUAGAAGCCACAGCAUUUUAUACUCUUGGGAUACACUUGACAGUAAUGUUGUAUGUAGGCAAGCAGGACACAUGGAGCUAGGAUCAGUUGCAUAUACUACAGCUAGUGAAUUUGGGCAAGGCUCAGGUCCUAUACUGAUUUCUUCAAUUCAGUGUAGUGGACAGGAGUCACAUCUUAUUAACUGUUCCUAUUCUCCACUAAUACCAUCAUACUGUUCACACACUUAUGAUGUUGGAGUCAAAUGUGAAGCUCCUUGUGCCAAUGGUACUGUUCGUCUAUAUAGUGAUUCAGGUAGCUAUUUCAGGAGACAUGGACGAGUUCAAGUGUGUGUGAAUAAUGUCUGGGGAACAAUUUGUGAUCACUUUUGGGAUGAAAAGGAUGCAAGUGUAGUGUGUAGAAUGCUUGGAUACUCUCCCUAUGGUGCUUCUGCAAUAAAAAAUGCAUAUACUGAAGGAACAUGGUAUAUUCACAUUAAUGAUCUUAAUUGUACUGGGACAGAGUCUUCUCUUUGGGACUGUCCUAUGAAUGGACUCAGUGAAUAUUCAUGCAAUCAUUAUGAUGAUGCUGCUGUUGCUUGUCAAUUUACUGAUGUGAAGUAUUCUACCUGUACUACUGGUGAAGUGAGAUUAGUUGAUGGCAUGACAAAGUAUGAAGGAAGAGUUGAAGUGUGUGAGAAUGGAGUUUGGGGUUCAGUCUGUGCUACGCAUUCAUCUAAUGAUAGAAACACUUACACUUUAUGCCAUGAAUUAGGAUAUCAAGGUGGUAUAGUACUUCCAAGCUCAAACUUUGGUGUUAGUAAUAAUCCAAUUUUGAUUUAUCAAUUGUCUUGUGGUGCUCUUCAAUCAAAUCUAAGUAACUGUUACCAAAGAAAGUAUCCAUACUAUUAUGUUAGUACAUGGUGGUAUAUAAGGUGUAACAAUUAUCAUGAACUAAGUAUCAGAUGUGAAAAUACUUGUGUUGAAAAUAAAAUAGAACUAUAUGGUGGCCCUUCCAGUCGUCAUGGUAGCAUAAGAGUCUGUGUCAAUGGUUCAUGGGUUAUGGUGUGUGGAUAUGGUAAUACUGUCAUUGAUAAUAACCUAGCUAGUGUUGUCUGUUCCAGUAUUGGAUACUCAGCUUAUGGAGCUAAAAGUGCUAGAAAUGUAUGGAACAAUUACAACUAUCCAUAUCAGUUUUAUAAUGUUCAGUGCUAUGGAAAUGAGAGUAGCUUAUUAGACUGUCAGUAUAAGACUACAGGAUCAUGUCCUAAUGUGUACAAUGCAACAGUUGCUGUCUUUUGCCUACUCCAUGAUGAUUAUACUCCAGCUAACUGUACAGAUGGUGAUAUUAGACUUUAUGGUGGGUCUAUACCCAACCAAGGAAUACUUCAUGUAUGUAGUAAUGGAAUCUGGGGAACUGUCUGCAGUAAUAACAAUUGGAAUAACAUUGAAACUGAUAUUGCCUGCUUUCAGUUGGGAUAUUAUAGCUACGGUCAUUCAUCUAUCAGAGGGACCACUAAUAGACUGUUUCCAAUAAUUUAUUCUUCUUUUAAUUGUCAGGGUAAUGAAACAACACUGUUGUCCUGUAGUUCUGGACUUCAUUCUAGUAUUCAGUAUUGUACUGACAAUGCCAUUGAAUUAAACUGUGAAGCAAAUUGUACAUCUGGUGACAUUCGUCUUGUUGGUGGUGGAUACAAUUAUGGUCGUGUUGAAGUUUGUGUUGAAGGAGUAUGGGGAACUGUCUGCAGAGAUAGCUAUUGGGAUAAUAAUGAUGCUAGUAUUGUUUGUAGGCAGCUAGGAUUCUCUCCUUUUGGUUCGAUUGCUGUUACUUCUUCCUGGAAUAAUGAAGAACAUGGAAUAACUUUUUUGACUGGUUUAAACUGCAAUGGAACUGAACAAAGCAUCUUUGACUGUCUAGUUGAUGCUAAUGCUCCUGUUUGUUCAUCUAAUUGGGCUGAUGCUAAUGUUGUUUGUCCAGCUCAUGGUGUGUCAACCUAUUCUAAUUGCACUGAUGGUGAUAUUAGAUUGGUUGGUGGUAGCACAGAAUAUGAAGGAAGAGUUGAAGUUUGCCUUAAUAAUGCAUGGGGAACUGUUUACAGCUCUAGCAGAGAAUACUUUGCUCAGACAGUAUGCAAUGCAUUAGGUUUUACCUCUCCUGGUGCUGUUUAUUACAAACAAUUUGGUGAAGGAAGUGGUCCAAUAUUAAUGUACACAAGCUGCUAUCCCGUAAGGAACUCUUUGUUUGACUGUACUUUACGACCACAGAGCAUUCCACACACUAGCCAUGAGAAUGAUGCUGGUGUAAGGUGUGAAAUUCCUUGUAAAAAUGGUGACAUCAGACUAGUUGGUGGUUCUGAUCCAUUGAUAGGAAGAGUGGAGCUAUGUGUUAAUAAGACCUGGGGUACUAUAUGUGAUGAUUAUUGGGAUGACAAUGAUGCCAGUGUUGUGUGUAGACAAGUUGGUUUUUCUGGACAAGGGGCUAAAGCAAGAUAUAGUUCAUACACAGAAAGGCUCAAAUCAUUUCACAUUAUUGACUUAAACUGCAAUGGAAGUGAAGAAAAUGUGUUUAACUGUUCUCAUAAUCUUGUUCAGCAGCACACCUGUACUGACUAUGAAGAUGCUAGUGUACAAUGUACAGCAUCCAAUACCACUAGCAACUGUACUACUGGUCAUGUUAGAUUAACAGGUGGUCAGUCCCAGUAUGUUGGUUUAGUUGAGAUAUGCUAUGGAGGAGUUUGGAAAUCAAUAUGUCCUAGAGGGUGGGAUAAUCGUGAGGCACAAGUUGUAUGUAGACAAUUAGGAUUUACUUCUAUUGGAGCUGAUUCUAUUAAUAUUGGGAAAGGUUUUAGCCCUGUACAUUCAUCAUAUUUUACUUGCGCUGGAAGUGAAGCCACUCUACUAAACUGUAGCUAUUACACUCAUUCCUGUAGCAAUUCAUACCAUGCUGGAGUUGAUUGUGAAUCUCCUUGUAUUGAGGGAGCUGUUCGUUUAGAAGGUGAUGAUAGAUAUAAAGAAUUUGGUCGAGUUGAAGUAUGUAUUAAUGGAACUUGGGGCACCAUUUGUCACAAUGGUUGGGAUAAUAAUGAUGCCAGUGUAGUAUGUAGACAGCUGGGAUACUCUCCUUAUGGAGCUAUAGCUAAAGCUUCAUAUUUUACUGAGACCUGGUUAUCUUUUUACCUUUACAGUGUGAAUUGUAAUGGUAAUGAAAGUACACUGCUUAACUGUUCCUACUCAACUACUGGAACUUGCUACAACACUCAAGAUGCUGGUGCUAUUUGUCAAAGUGUUAGUAUUGCACAUGAUAAUUGUACUGAUUAUGCAAUUCGCUUGGUGAAUGGAGCAACUGCUAGAGAGGGAAUAGUUCAAAUAUGUCUUAAUAGAGCCUGGGGUGCAUUUUGCUAUAAGGAAAAUUAUUACUCUUAUGGUGUGGAUGCUAACCUAAUUUGUAGAGGGCUAGGCUACAAUGGCAAUGGAAUGACUUAUCUUGCUGAGUCUCCUAGUGUAGAUGUUUUGCUGAUAGCUGGUAUGAUCUGCUCUCAAUCUGCUACUAGUAUUAAGCAAUGCAGUCUAACACAUUACACUAAGUUAUCUGUGUGUGACGCUAGACACACUGCAGCAGUUAGAUGCCACAAUUGUACUGAAGGUAGUGUUAGACUGAUACCUUAUAAUUCUUAUUCUGAAGAUGUUGGACGUGUUGAAGUUUGUGUUGAUGGUACUUGGGGUAGUAUAUGCUAUCAUCAUUUUACUGACAAUGAUGCUCAAGUUGUUUGUAGACAUUUAGGAUACACUGCAUUAGGAUCAAUUUCAAUAGGAAAACUCUAUUAUUACAUGCAUAUCAACAUUCCCCUUCACAUUGUUAAUCUUAAUUGUACUGGUAAUGAAGAGAGUAUAUGGGAUUGCCCCUCAAGUACACAAGGACAGGAAUCCUGCACUGUAUACACUGAUGUAUCAGUUGCUUGUCAUGGUUUUGCUGUUAAGUAUUCUGAUUGUGCUAAUGGUCAGAUACGCUUAUCAAAUGGAACAAGCAAAAUGGAAGGAAGAGUUGAAUUGUGUUACAAUCAUGUUUGGUUUGGAAUAUGUGCUGGUAACUAUAAUAAUUACUAUAAUAUUGAAACUGUUUGUAACUCAAUGGGUUAUUCAAAAAGUGCUACAGGUCCUGGAUAUUCUAGUUCGUUCCUGGAUUUACCAAAUGUUCCAUUAUUCCCCUUUCAGAUCUACUGCUCUAGCAUCAUGGGUUCUUUGUUGAAUUGUUCAAAUGGAGCUAACAGUUGUUACAGUAGUUAUUCCUCUAAUUACUAUAAAUAUUUAGGAGUAACUUGUGAAGGCAAGUGUCUUCAUGGUGACAUUAAGCUUACAAGUUCAAUAUAUAGCUCUGUUGGUAAAAUUAAUGUAUGUGUGAAUGGUGUUUGGGGGAGUAUCUGUACAACUAGCUUUGAUGAUGCUGAUGCUAGUGUGGUUUGUGCUCAAUUAGGGUUCUCACGAUUUGGUUCUGUGUCUAUUCUUGGUUCUUCUGCUUACAAUGAACCAGUGCAUUUUAAUGAUUUAAACUGUACUGGAAAUGAAUUAAGUAUUUGGGAAUGUCCAUUCAAUAAUGCUACACAAAAAUGCUACAAUAAGGCUGCAUAUGUGAUAUGUCGGACCAAUAAUGCUACUGUUGAUACUUCAUGUACAACUGGUGAUGUUAGAUUAGUUGGUGGUAUCAAUGAGUAUGAAGGAAGAGUUGAAAUAUGUUACAAUCAAAUGUGGGGAACUAUUUGUGACUAUUACUGGGGUACAACUGAAGCUAAUGUUGUUUGCAAACAGCUUGGCUAUCAGAUGACAGGGUCAGUAUCAUUACGUGGUAGUUAUUAUGGAGAAGGGCAGACACCAUUUUUUGUAAGAAAUUUACGUUGUUCCAGUAGUCACAGUUCACUAAUAGCUUGUGUUUACAAUUUUAAUGAUAUUGCUUCUUAUUGUGGUACAACUGAUGCAGCAAGUGUCGUAUGUUUAGAAUCCUGUAAUGAUGGUGAUGUAAGACUGAGUGGAUCAUCAAUGACAUAUGCUGGUCGUGUUGAACUGUGUGUUGAGAGAUCAUGGACUACACUGUGUGAUCAAACAUGGGACUUUAAUGAUGCUGCAGUGACUUGUAGACAACUUGGAUACUCUUCAUAUGGUGCUAUACCAACAUACAAUUGCUAUACUGAGGGACAACUGUUAUUUGGUAUUACUAAUCUUGGUUGUAAUGGGUCAGAAAAACAUAUUUUUAACUGUACACACAGCAGUCCAUAUUUAUAUAACUGCAAGUCACAUAAUGAUGCUGGCUUAAUUUGUCAAGGAUCAGUGCAACAGUCUAAUUGUACUAAUGGUGAGGUUAGAUUAGUUGAUGGUAGUGGUCCUUAUGAAGGAAGAGUUGAAGUGUGUAUUAAUAAAGCAUGGGGUACUGUCUGUUCUAAUGGCUGGACUAAUACUGAUGCUAAUGUAGUCUGUAAACAAUUAGGAUAUCUACCAAUGGGUGGAAGAGCAAGAUUUGGUAGUGAUCAUUUUGGUCCAGGAGUUGGUCCAAUACUGAUGGCUAGUGUUGAUUGUACUGGUAAUGAGGAAUCAUUAAUAGAGUGUAGGACAAGAUCAUGUGAUGCCACUACUUGCUCUCAUUACAAUGAUGCUGGGGUCACCUUAUGUGAUAACCAAUGGGACUCUAGUGACAGUAAUGUGGUAUGCUAUCAAUUAGGACUACAACCUUUUGGAUCACAAUCUUUUACUAAUAAUUAUUUCAGUGUCAGUGACAAUCCUUCAUUUGUGAUUGGAGCCUUAUCUUGUUCAGGAUCAGAGGAAUCAUUGUUAGAUUGUUCAAGGCACACAACUUCUGGUGCAUCAAUAAACUGUCAGAGUCAUGAAGUUGCUGGAGUUCGCUGUAUUGCUUCCCAAACACCAUAUUCUAGUUGUGCUAAUGAUGAUAUUGGGCUUGUUGGUGGUACCAAUCCUGUUAUGCAUGGAUCGUAG
This is a messenger RNA of Amphimedon queenslandica, 6589 nucleotides long. RefSeq names its product deleted in malignant brain tumors 1 protein. NCBI's taxonomy places the organism in Eukaryota, Metazoa, Porifera, Demospongiae, Haplosclerida, Niphatidae. Gene Ontology annotation, cellular component: membrane. The record is from RefSeq and is a predicted model, not a curated record. The coding region runs from base 140 to 6589 and encodes 2149 amino acids. The transcript has 42 exons.